GUCAUCCCGAGACCACAGGUACUUAGAGUUAAAAACAGCAUAGCGGCUUCAUCAUACUACUAUGACCACCGUCGGCAUCGUGAAUCACCAAGAGCGACAACGUCACUACUCUCAGAUCGAUAACGAAAUCGCUACUCAUGUCGAAGCCACACGAGCGCUCUACACUCGCAGAAACAUGCUUUCACCCACCUGCUCCAUACCGGCUGAAGUUCUCUGCGAGAUCUUUGCCUUUGCAGCACCCUUGACGCCAGGCACUCCCCUCAUUGACCCACGCCACCUCCUUCUUCUCACCCAGGUGUGUAAACACUGGCGUGAAGUGGCCUUGAAUUUCCCACACCUCUGGUCCAUAUACGACACUGGGAUGAUGCCAAAGCAGUUCAUCAUGACUAUGCUGGAACGAGCAAAGGAGCAUCCACUGGAUAUAUAUGCCAAAGUCACCAAUGAGAACCAAGACCUUAUGGGAGAGUUCUUGUCACGGCUUCAUCAGACGCGUCUACUGUUUAUGGACUUCCCAACGUCUUACGCGACUACCCUUGCCGAACGUCUGACAUCGCAUUCUCCAACUAUCCUUCAAACACUUCAUCUUGUUGGAGCGCGUCCUGUCGUCGUGCAUCUUUCGCAAAGCUUGGUGGGUAACACACCUAAAUUGAACAAGAUGGUCCUCAGGAGAUGCGCGUUGCCCUGGCGUUUGCCGAUCUAUGGAAGAUUGACGCGGCUUGACCUUCUUGAUCUGGACAACCUCUCACCCAGCCCCAAAGACUUGUGGACUGUCCUGGAAGGUGCAACCUCCCUUGAAGUUCUAAAACUCAGUUUUUCACUCCGUCGUCGUCUGUAUUCGGUUCCGCCAACGUGGGACCUACCAAAGCUGGUAGAUCUGCCGAGAAUCAAGUAUAUAUCAAUAAAUGAAAAUUUCUGCUCAUACGCCCACUUCUUUUCGCGCGUUCGUGUUCCUCCCGAUGCUCAUAUAUCAGUCACCACAACACUUUCAGCCCGGGAUGCGGCACUUCUGGAAGGAAAUCUUCCUCCGAUGUCUCCCGAUUUCUUCUCUCUUCACCGCGCUGAGGGCCCGAUGAUGCCUUGCAACACACUCAAGAUCGGGAUAUACAACGGCCACAUUCGAUGCUCUGUUUAUGACAGGCACCUUGAGAACAAACGCACGUGCAAGCACCACGAUGAUCGCCUGGAGGACUGUCGCAUCUUCCUCGCUUACGUGUUCGACUAUCACAUUGACGACUUGGAGAUCAUCAGCCCAUUCAGCUCUUUCUGUCACGGCUCGCCCCUCAUCUCCAUCCAUACGCUCGAAAUUAUGGUGGAUCAAGACUAUCUCGGGGAAGUUCCGUGGUGUGUCAUCUUCCCCGCUUUACCUCGCAUCCAGCGUCUCCGCGCAAGUUUCAACAAUAUCAGAUCACUGCACAUGAUCGAAGCGCUCGCUCCUCGCUCCCGCGUUCUCCACGCUCCCCAGCUUCGCGAGAUUUCCUUGGAGCUCGAUGACCAUACUCAGGACACGACACGCUUGGGCGAGUGCAUGGCGGAUGCCCUUGAACAGCGCGCGUCGUUAGACGUCAAACUGGAUAAAUUGACAGGCAACGGGUUCUCCAUGCCCGAGCCGUAUCUCUCGAGGGUGAGAUGCGUGGUCGAGGAUGUUCAAGGAUUCGAAGAGAUUAUACGAUUCAGAUGGACUCUGCUCGUCGAUAAACCCACUAUCCUUGCCCGUCCAAAGAGGACGGCGAAGCGUUAUCGGGGCACACUUCCUAUCGAACAUGUCGAAGAUCUACCAUCAUAUGAGGAAGGUGAAGUGGAGGGAGGUGUCGAGGUGGACAUGCGAGACGAGAACAUUGCACGUUUGCCUCCCGAUGAGGAUACGCAAGACAAUGAAGAUGGUAUGGAUGGGGCGGUGGCGAGGAACUGGGGGAAGAGCUGCCCUGGACUUCGAGAGAUUGGGUUGACAAUGGGAGUGUUGUGGGGAGAGAAAGGGCAUGGAAGCGGAUGA
Molecule: messenger RNA, 1990 nt
Organism: Coniophora puteana RWD-64-598 SS2
Lineage: Eukaryota; Fungi; Basidiomycota; Agaricomycetes; Boletales; Coniophoraceae
Exons: 3
Coding region: 62-1990 (642 amino acids)
Molecular function (GO): protein binding
Source: RefSeq, a predicted model, not a curated record